CAGGGACGCCGCGGGGGUGAUGUGAGAAGGAGCCCGGCAUGCCGUACUUGGAUCGACAGAACCGUAUCUGCGGGUUCCUGGACAUCGAAGAAAAUGAGACCUGCGGCAAGUUUCUGCGGAGAUAUUUCAUCCUGGACACCCAGGCCAACUGCCUCCUGUGGUACAUGGACAACCCCCAGAACCUGGCUAUCGGUGCGGGUGCUGUCGGAUCUCUGCAGCUGACCUACAUCUCCAAGGUUAGCAUCGCCACCCCGAAACAGAAGCCGAAAACUCCGUUCUGCUUUGUUAUCAAUGCUUUAUCUCAGCGCUAUUUCUUACAAGCCAGCGAUCAGAAGGACCUGCAGGACUGGGUGGAGGCACUGAACCGGGCCAGUAAGAUCACGGUGCCAAAGGGCGGCAGCAUCCCACCGGCCGCGGAGAUUGCGAAGCCUCCAGUGGUGCCCCAGGCCCAGGAGAGAAAGCCCCAGGUGGCCUACAAAACCGAGAUCAUUGGGGGGGUGGUGGUCCACACGCCCAUCUCUAUCAACCAGAACGGAGGGGACGGAGGGGAGAGCAGCGAUGUGGCCGCCCACCCGCUCCUGCGGCGCUCGCAGAGCUACAUCCCCACCUCGGCCACCAAGCCGCCCGCCGGGCCCCCCAUCCUCAAGAGCGGCUACUGCGUGAAGCAGGGGAACGUGAGGAAGAGCUGGAAGCGCCGGUACUUUGUUCUGGAUGAAUUUUCCAUCAGUUACUACAAGUGUGAGCAGGACAAGGAACCCUUGCGCUCGAUUCUCCUGAAGGAUGUCUGCAAGACCCACGAGUGCCUGGUCAAGUCUGGUGACCUCCUGAUGCGGGACAACCUCUUUGAAAUCAUAACGAGCUCCAGGACCUUCUACAUCCAGGCAGACAGCCCUGAGGACAUGCACAGCUGGAUCCGAGUAAUCACAGGGGCAGUCCAGGCCUUGAAAACUCGCCCGAGGGAAAUGUCCUUCAUGAGAUCCACCUCCAUGGUGAAGUCCGGGGGCUCCUCUGCUCUCUCCCAGCAGAGGCAAGUGGCAGAGGAGAGGAGAGCGCUGUGCAAAACCCCUUCCACCUCCUCCUGGCAGCCCUGGACGCCGGUUCCGCAGGCAGCGGGGAAGCAACCGGUGCCGGAGGAGGUGCCCGCGCCGCUGAGAGACUCGGUGUUCGUGCCGGCCUUCACGGAGCGCGACGCCGGCGCCGUGCUGGGCAAACGCGUGCGGCACAAGUCGGAGCCGCAGCAUCUCAAGGAGAAGCCGUUCGCCUUCGACCUGGACGAUGAAAGCAUCCGGACCUCCGACGUCUGACCGGGCACCGAGCCAUCCCCCGGCUCCGUGUGCCACCUUCCC
This is a messenger RNA of Haliaeetus leucocephalus (bald eagle), 1346 nucleotides long. RefSeq names its product pleckstrin homology domain containing, family A (phosphoinositide binding specific) member 2 (gene PLEKHA2). Gene Ontology annotation, molecular function: PDZ domain binding. Bases 39 to 1304 code for a protein of 421 amino acids. The transcript has 12 exons. NCBI's taxonomy places the organism in Eukaryota, Metazoa, Chordata, Aves, Accipitriformes, Accipitridae. Gene Ontology annotation, cellular component: membrane; cytoplasm. The record is from RefSeq and is a predicted model, not a curated record.